Messenger RNA from Batrachochytrium dendrobatidis JAM81, 4837 nucleotides. RefSeq lists its product as uncharacterized. The record is from RefSeq and is a predicted model, not a curated record. Bases 58 to 4815 code for a protein of 1585 amino acids. The transcript is spliced from 7 exons. NCBI's taxonomy places the organism in Eukaryota, Fungi, Chytridiomycota, Chytridiomycetes, Rhizophydiales. Gene Ontology annotation, molecular function: RNA binding.
CUCAACUUCAACCAUUCUUAUUCAAGUCAUUGGCAUCUUGCAGGCUUCAGACCCAUUAUGACUGAUUCUGAUGCUGUUCAACAGCCUGUUUCGCAGUCGAUUCUAGAACUGCAACGUCGUCUUCAACAAGCAUCCAUGACUUCUCUAGCAAGGAAUGCUCACGAGCAUCACUCCAGUGCUGAACUACCUUCUAAUCACUCUAAAAGUGCUACUGCUAAAGGCAUCGACUUGCACAGUCAAGACAACUUUCCAUCUCUGCCCAUCUCUUCUACGACUUCUACUUCGAAUCGUCCUGUAUGGAAACCUCCUACUAUGACACCUUCUUCUAACCAUAUCACCGAACACUUUGAAAUCCCUCCACAGAUGCAGUUGAAACAGCAGCUUGGAAAACAGUCCUCGUCGUUUGAGAUUUGCAAGGGUAUUAUGCGUCGCAUCGGAACUUCCAUCGAACUGUCCACUAACCAAAAAUCUGGAACCCUUACUGUUCUCAUCUCGGGCAAUCCAAAGGCUGUUAAUCAGGCUAGGCGUGAGGUUCUUCACGGACUUUGUGCUCAGAUCACUCAGCAAAUUUCAGUUCCUGCAUCCGUACGAUCUUUUAUUGUUGGAAAAGGUGGCCAAACUCUCAAAGGAAUCACUAGUCGCACUCUCACUGAAAUCAAUAUCAUUCGUACAGAUAAACCUAGGGAUGGAAAUACGCUUGAUAUCGAUCCUUCAACAAUCGAUCCCUUUGCUGAGCAGACUAUCACCAUAAUUGGUGAUCCCGAAGGUGUUGCCAUGGCUCAAAAGGAAAUCGAAAUGAUUGUUGCUGCUCGUACAAGUACUCAUAUUUCUCGCGUAAAAGUCGAUCGAUCUUACCAUCAGUUUAUUGCUGGUCCCGGUGGUUGUGCCAUUGCGGCUCUUCAGGACGAACAUGGUAUCAAGAUCCAUAUCGCACCAGCUGAUGCUGUAUCAUCCAACACCGAUAUCAACGAUAUCGUUUUGGUCGGCGACCGUUCCGCUGUGUUGCCCGUUCUCGCAAAAAUCACCCAGCAGUAUGAAGAUCUGAAACGCUCCACUCGAUCAAUUUCAGUCCCCAUCAAGAAGCAGCAGCACCGGUUUAUUUUUGGUCACAAGGGCUCUGCUCUACAAGAAAUUUUCACUUCCACCAACUGCAUUGUUGAAAUCCCACCUGCAUCUAGCGACAGUGACGUCGUAUUUGUUCGCGGUCCUGAAAACAUGCUCACCAUCGCACUUCAACUUGUUUUGGAAAAGACAAAUUCAAUCUUUAUGGAUGAAAUCCCCGUUGCUACUUUUUUGCCAGCAACCCUCAAUGCCAACUUUAUGAUUCAAUUCUUGAUCAAAGAUCGCAUACAGUUCAAAGCAAUUGAAACCGAACACUCUGUCAUCAUCGCUUCGUCUCUAGCUGCCAAUGGAAAACCUGCUACAAUAGAUGUUUUGGCAAAAUCCAAGGAAAGCAUGCUUGCUGGUAGAAAUGCUGUUGUUGCUCUUCUCAAGGAAAAGGGACAUGCUAUUUACCUGAACUCGUUUGAUAUAUCCAGUGAAUUACAUGGAUACGUCAUUGGAAAGGGUGGCCAGAAUAUCAUAAAACUAAUUGCCAAACCCCAAUGGAACGGUCGUUUGGUCAACGUCAUAAUGCCUAAUGAAGACAGUAAGAGCGAUCAGGUCAUUUUGGCCAUCAAGCGCGAUGCUACUAUCCCUGCAUUGGCUGCUAGCAACACGGAAGCACUUGCACUGUUUGAAUUGAUUAAAAAUGAUAUCAUCGAUACUGCCACUGCCAACGCUGAUGUAGUUGUCAAGACACUCUUGAUUGACCCUCGAUUCCACGGUAGACUUAUUGGCUUUGGUGGUGCUACAUUCAGAGACAUUGUUUCUCCCUACAAUGGCUCGGUUUCCAUCAAAUUUCCUGCUUUGCACGACAAAACUGACGCUGCUUCCACUGCGUCAAAAUCUUCCAAACCCAACGGAUCCAAGGACUCGGCAUCCAACUCAUCCGAAGUUGUUAUCAAGGGUCCCCAGAAAAAUGUUGAAGAGGUUUGUCAUACUAUUGAGAAACUUGUUGCGGAUAUGCGCCAUCUUGAAACCAUUUCGUCUUUCCGUGAAAAAAUGACUGUUCCCAAAACCCAUGUUAGUCUUUUAAUGAGCUUUGGUCUUGGCCGGACUGUGCGUGCCAUUCGUGAAAGGUUUGCAAAUCAAUCGUUGAAACUCCUUCCAGCCGAAAAGAUAUUUGAAAAGGAUCUUGCCACGCCAACUAGCAUGCUUCAUCUUUCAACUGAAAUCACAACCACUACUGGUGGAAAUGAUACUCUAACCAUUACUGGGCCCAAGACGUUUGUUCUUGCCGCUAAAGAAAUUCUUUCUGACCGCCUUGAAAAGCUGGCUAAUUUUGCCGAAGUUCAUUUCAAUGUCUUUGACGAGAUGUCUGCCGAGGCUCGACAGGUUUUACAAGACAUGGGUGCUGAAUUCAAGCAAUCUGCUUUCCGUCGUUUGGUUGGUAAGGAUGCUAAGCAUCUUAAAAAGUUUUCCGAACAAUACGACGUGUAUAUCAAAACUCUGAAAACUCGUACUGACGAGACGGAUGAAGAGAGUGCUGGUGCUGAAAAUUCCCAGUCACUUGGUACUCUAAAGAUUGAAGGCAACAAAACAACUGUCAAGGAUGCCAAGCGUGAUAUUAUUGCUUUUGUACAAAACGAUGUUUUGCACUCGUUCCGUUUGACGUUCCACUUUCCUCGCUCUGCGUUGCCCCACGUUGUCGGUCGUGGUGGAUCUCGUUUGACCAAACUCAAGGAGGAUCUAGAGGCCCGGGUGGAUUUGAACGAUGAUUAUGAAAGCGAUCAAGUCAAGUGUACCAUUUGGGGUCGCAAAUCGGAAUGUCUGGAACUCAAGCGCAGAAUUGAAGAUGCCAUUGAUAAGUUGGUAAAUAUUGAUACUGUCAAUGUAAGCAUUCCUUCUUUCUUGCAUCGUCAUAUUAUUGGGCCUGCUGGCUCUACCAUUCGUAAACUCAUUGACGAAGCUGGUGGUCCCGAUCAAGUCAAAAUCAACUUUCCAAAGAAUGGGGAUGGUUCGGAUGAAAAUGUAGUUGUAGUUACUGCACAUUCUAGCAGUGUUCACCAAGCUGUGUCGCAACUGAUGCAACUGGUUGCUCAGGUAGUGGCACAUGGUGGAAAUGGAACUGACCAAGUCAAGGCCGCUACAUCCAUAUUUUCCACUGUAUAUACAGUUGAAGAUGCUCACAAGGUUCAAAAGGUCACUUUUCCAAAAGCUGAUAUGUCGUAUGCCUUUGGACGAUUGCGCGAUGGGCUAAUUGAUCUUAUGCGCAAGCAUGGUGUUACCAUUUGGAUUGAAGAAGAUGAAGCUACUGCUAGUAUUCAUGCUCACAUUGCUGGGGGUGAACAAUCGGAAAAGCAUGUUCAGCAAUGUGCAGCAGCUAUUCUCUCUCAUCUUCCUGUUUCCAAAACGGUUGCGCUUCCUGUCGAGAUUUUGGAAAUCCUUCAAGUUGCGGGUACUGAGCAAGUACAAAUGCGCGAAUCCAUCAACGAACAUCUUCGUCGGAUCCGCAGUGAUCAUGGUGUGACCAUUGAAUUUCCCAACAGUCCUGCCAAAUCUACUGAAGGUAGCUUUAUUUCUAUUCGUGGUAGCAAUCAGAAAAUGGAUGCAGCGAUCUCUGCCCUUGACUCGGCUUUCAAGAAUCUUAAAUCGAACAAGCAUCUGAUUUGUAUGACUAUUGCCGCAGGGUAUCGACCUCACAUUAUCGGACGUGGUGGCCAAACUUUAAAGCGUAUUUGUGACGAAACGGGUGCAUUACUUGACUUUGUUUCUCAAAGGCAUCAUAACAGAGAUGAUCAUGCCAAUAGCAAUGCUGUUGAAAUACUAAAGAUUCGUGGUGUGACACAGACUUCUGUUGAUGCUGCCAAGGCCAUUGUGGAUGGACUCAUUGCUGAACAAAGUGUGAGGAUUAAACGUGAUGCUGAACGCCAACAGGCUCGUGAGGCAGCAGCUCGCCAACAGCCUGCGCGUAUUGAUGACGAUUCUUCUACCACGACGUAUCGUACUGGGGGUAUACCUGGAUAUGUUCCACCUGGAUUUUCUGGGCGUAGCAGUGCAAGUCAAUCUAAUGGCGUAGGUGCUUCCACUAGUAUCAAGGUAGCAUCCGCUAUUUCUGGCUUUGAAUUUUCUGCCAACCAACAUCAAAUGCAUCAACCAACGGGACUGUUUACUUCUGGCUCAGCUGUGCAAGAUCAAGGAUGGAAAUCAGUGUCCAAGAAAAAUAACCGUGCAAGUUCCAAUACUUCUGGUAAUACUACUACACUCGAAGAGGCUGCACCUGUUGCUCCUGUUGCCCCUAUUGCUCCUGUGGAUGAGGCUGCACCUACUACUGGUAAAAAAAAGAAUAAGAAGAAGAAGAGUAAGCCCGUUUCUGACGCCGAUGCUCAAGUUGAACGCGAUAUCGUAAGCCCUGAGCCCGAGGUUGUUGUUGCAUCAUCUGAUUCCACUGCUACGGCUCAACGCAAGGAUCAAUCCAAACAAGUACAAAAGCCUGUACAUGAUGCAAUCAAACCUGCUGCUGCUUCUGCUCCUGUUGCAUGUGUAGUAGACAUGCCUAAACGUGCCCCCUCGCCCAUUGCUUUUGAAGUUGCCGAAGAUGACGGAUGGCAAACUGUUAGCACCAAGCGUACUGGUAAAGUUGCUACAAACGUUGAAUCCACCGCUGCUGACACGUCCAUACCUACAGAAAGUGCAACAAAAAAGAAAAGCAAGAAAAAUGGUAUUUUUUUUAAUGUUAUCCAAGAUGAGCAGGAUGAUGAAAACAAUAAAUAAAGCGAGCUUUCAAGUAUUUUUG